AUGAAUCGAUACAUACUCGCAAUUUUUCUGUCCGUGGUAGUGACCGAUGGAGCUGUUGGAGGCGGCACUUGCCUCUCGACCGUAUCUUGGAGUAAUACCCGAGUUGACCUGUUUGCAGUCAAUCCCGAUGCAUCAAUUGGGCAUAAAUUUUGGACUGGUUGGGACUGGCAGCCAUCGAAUGGAUUAGAACGUCUUCCAUCAAAGGCCGCCGGGUGUCCAUCAGUCACGUCCUGGGGCGAAGGCCGCCUUGACGUUCUAUACAUUAACGAGUCUGGGAACAAUGUGCUACACAAGUAUUUUGGGGGUGGGAGCUGGGGUCCCUCAUGGGAAGGGGCUGUCGACCUGGGUGGCGAGGUAGAGGCCAUUUCAUCCUUGUCUUGGGGCGAAGACAGACUCGACAUUGUUGGAAGGUCCGACACCGGGUCAUAUGUUCAUAAGGCGUGGACCGGUCAAGGAUGGUACCCGUCGGGAUCUAAGUGGGAGGACUUUGGUGGCUAUUUCUUCAGCAACCCGGCCACUGUCUCAUGGGGUUCCGGCCACUUGGCUAUCAUCGGUAUUGAUGCUGACAGCGGCACUCUCAAGCUUAAAUUCUACCACCGCGGGUGGUCUGAGUGGGAAGAUCUGGGUGGUGGUCCGUUUGUCGGAAACCCGGUGGCUACGUCUUGGGGCAAAGGAAGACUUGACUUUUGGGCCAUCGAUUCGGAUGGAGCACUGAACCAUAUUUACUGGAAUGGAAAAAUGUACUCGGAGUGGGAACACCUUGGCGGUGAGUAUACUGACACGCCCAAAGUGGUGCACUGGAAAGAAUCACACAUCGAUAUUGUUGGGAAAGGAUUGAGCGAUGAUAAGUUCCACGUGAAGAACUUUGAUGGUUCACGGUGGAAUCCAUCCAAAGAUGGGUGGUAUGACCUGGCUGGCCCCUUCAGCUCAGAACCGGCUUUGGAAACCAAACAUGGUUCAAGUUUCUUAUAUGUACUCGGAGUCAAUGAAGAUGAUGAAAUCAGACUGCAAAUCUGGUCUGGCAGCGAUUGGCAACCUGGAUCAGAGGAGACGUGGUCGUUGGGAAGGUUGAACAAGCCCAGCUCCGAAGAUGACUUCCAUGAGCAUGACCACCAGUUUAUUCUUGGAGCGCUGGAGCUUUGA
Molecule: messenger RNA, 1143 nt
Organism: Neoarthrinium moseri
Lineage: Eukaryota; Fungi; Ascomycota; Sordariomycetes; Amphisphaeriales; Apiosporaceae
Exons: 3
Coding region: 1-1143 (380 amino acids)
Source: RefSeq, a predicted model, not a curated record